UAGAAUGUCCGGACUCUGCACCUAUAUAUAAACUAACACCACUUAAAUUCCGGCCUCAGCUCAUACUUUGUAUGCACGACGUAAGCAGACGCAAAACAGAGUUUCGUCUUAGUCUCGUCGAUGGAGCGACCGGUCGACACUACCGGGACUCGGGACGAUUUUCGUGCCAUCCGUUAUACUAGGCUCCAAUGUUCAUGCCAAAUGAUGAGAAUAAUCCAUCCGAGAUCCGGUGGGUUCCCCCGACCAGACUGAUAAGUUAAAGGUGAUUGGUGUAUUGUAUCAGUGUUGUAUGAAUCGGUGCCCUUGAAUGAGAGUAUUUACGCCAGACGCUUCCACGAUGAAAAGCGGCCAGCACAUUCAGAAUAUCGCUUUCCUGAAGCACUGAUAUCAAAAUCUACCCACCAUUCUUGAUCUCAUUCCAGAGCAACAAGGCUACUUCCAAGAUGGGGAUCGCAAAUUUCGUUUACACGCAAUAUCGCUGCCUGCCCAAGCCCACAGGCUCUUAUAUCGGCAGGACCGUCAUCGUCACCGGCUCGAAUAUCGGUCUUGGAAAGGAGGCCGCACGCCACUUCGCGCAACUUGGGGCGUCAAUCGUGAUCCUCGCUGUGCGUUCUCUCGAGAAGGGCGAGGCGGCGAGAGAAGAAAUCACCGCUAGCACUGGCGUUAGCAAAGAUGUCAUGAAAGUGUGGAAACUCGACAUGGCUUCCUACCAAAGUGUGCUGGAUUUUGCUGCGCGAGCAGAAAACGAGCUGGAAAGAAUCGACAUAGCCCUGCUCAAUGCUGGAGUGUUCAGAAGCUCCUGGGAGACGUUUGAGCAAGAUGAAUCAACCAUCACUGUAAACGUAAUCUCAACGUUUCUGCUCGCUCUCGCUCUUCUCCCAAAGCUGAAGGAAACAGCCGAGAAAUUCUUUGUCCGUCCAAAUAUCACCAUGACUACCUCAGCAGUCCAUGAAUUUGCCUCGUUUCCUGAGCGCAAAGCUCCAGAUGGCCAAAUCUUCCAGCAACUUAACAAUAAAGCCGAGAAGCCAGAUAUGGCCGAACGCUAUUAUGUGUCUAAGCUCCUCGAAGUUCUCGCUAUCCGUGCAAUCGCGCAGCGCAGAUCGGCUGAUCAAAUCCCGGUAACUAUCAACUGCGUCUGCCCUGGGUACUGUCAUAGCGAACUCGCGCGUGAUCUGGGCAUGGGGCAGACGAUUGCCAAGGCUGUCAUAGCAAGGUCGGCGGAGGUAGGCAGCAGGAAUUUGGUCUGGGCGGCGAGCGCAGGCCCAGAGUGUCACGGACAGUAUGUCAGGGAUUGUGGUGUUGGAACUCCGUCGAAGUACGUACGAAGUACAGAAGGACAGAAGGAUCAGCAGCGGGUGUGGGAUGAGUUGGUCGUGAAGUUGGAACAGAUCAAGCCGGGUGUGACGAAAAACUUGUAGCUGUCUUGAACACUCUGUUAUGCCUCGGUUCAAGAAGGUUCCCACAAUUUGCUUUUAGGUUGCUCUUCAUUAUUUGAUAUCUCGUACAUUCUUUCCGUUUUAUUCAUGUUGUUCAUCAUGUCCAUCUAGACUUCUACAUCCCUCCCGCUCAGCAUCGCACCCCUCUUCCUCAUCCUCUCUUGAAUCAUCCUCUUACUAUACAUG
Molecule: messenger RNA, 1622 nt
Organism: Dothidotthia symphoricarpi CBS 119687
Lineage: Eukaryota; Fungi; Ascomycota; Dothideomycetes; Pleosporales; Dothidotthiaceae
Product: short chain dehydrogenase
Exons: 1
Coding region: 444-1418 (324 amino acids)
Source: RefSeq, a predicted model, not a curated record